Messenger RNA from Cucurbita pepo subsp. pepo (vegetable marrow), 2269 nucleotides. The record is from RefSeq and is a predicted model, not a curated record. NCBI's taxonomy places the organism in Eukaryota, Viridiplantae, Streptophyta, Magnoliopsida, Cucurbitales, Cucurbitaceae.
AUGUUUCUGCUUUACGAAUAUGAUAUUUUCUGGGUAUUUCUAAUAAUAUCAAGUGUUAUUCCGAUUUUGGCAUUUCUUAUUUCUGGAGUUUUAGCCCCUCUUAGCAAAGAGCCAGAGAAACUUUCGAGUUAUGAAUCGGGAAUAGAACCAAUGGGCGAUGCUUGGGAUAGGAAAGCCGAAAGAGAAAACCUUAACGGAUAUGACCUGAGCUUCUUUCCUUUCCGAUUCGACUUUGAUCGUUAUGGACUGGUACCAAGAUCUAGUCCUAGACAGGCAGACUUAAUUUUAACAGCGGGUACGGUAACAAUGAAAAUGGCUCCUUCUUUAGUAAGAUUAUAUGAGCAAAUGCCUGAACCAAAAUAUGUUAUUGCUAUGGGAGCAUGUACAAUUACAGGAGGGAUGUUCAGUACCGAUUCUUAUAGUACUGUUCGGGGAGUCGAUAAGUUAAUUCCUGUCGAUGUGUAUUUGCCGGGUUGUCCACCUAAACCCGAGGCUGUUAUAGAUGCAAUAACAAAACUUCGUAAGAAAAUAUCUCGAGAAAUCUAUGAAGAUCGAAUUAAGUCUCAAGAGGAGAAUCGGUGUUUUACUACCAACCACAAAUUUCAUGUUGGCCCAAGUACUCAUACUGGAAAUUACGAUCAAGGAUUACUCUAUCAACCAUCAUCUACUUCAGAGAUCAUCCCUCCUGAAACUUUUUUCAAAUACAAAAGUUCAGUAUCUUCCUACGAAUUAGUGAAUUAGGCAGUAUACUUUUGUACAGAAUAACAAAGAACGAGUGAAUCUUCAUAAAUUUUUCAUUGUAAAUGGGAAAUACUUAUACAAAUAAAAAUCAAAAAUGGGGGGGGGGAGAUAAAAAAGAUGCAGGGUCAUUUGUCUUCUUGGCUAGUCAAACAUGGAUUGGUUCAUAGAUCUUUGGGUUUCGAUUACCAAGGAAUAGAGACUUUACAAAUAAAGCCCGAGGAGUGGCAUUCCAUUGCAGUCAUUUUAUAUGUAUAUGGUUACAAUUAUCUACGUUCCCAAUGUGCUUAUGAUGUAGCACCAGGCGGACUGUUAGCUAGUGUGUAUCACCUUACGAGAAUCGAGUAUGGUAUAGAUCAACCGGAAGAGGUAUGCAUAAAAGUAUUUGCCGCAAGGAUAAAUCCUAGAAUUCCGUCUGUUUUCUGGGUUUGGAAAAGUGCGGAUUUUCCAGAAAGGGAAUCUUAUGAUAUGUUGGGAAUUUCUUAUGAUAAUCAUCCACGUCUAAAGCGUAUCUUAAUGCCUGAAAGUUGGGUAGGAUGGCCCUUACGUAAGGAUUAUAUUGCCCCCAAUUUUUAUGAAAUACAAGAUGCUCAUUAAAUAAUACGAAACUAAUCUUCACUUCGACAACUCAAGAUAUUCAAAUACAUUUGUACGUUCUCUUAUAGAUAUAGCAUAGUAAUUGAAGUCUCAUUCAUCUUAUUAUUAUUGAUUCAAAAUAUAAAGAAAAAAAAUACAAUUAGAGAUUUGGUGAGAUUAUCAAAUUUUUAAGAUACUUAUUUUGGAUGAGCCGAGCUAAUAGGAUGAACUAAAUGAGUUCUACAUUAUGAACUAUGUAUCACGCAUAUCACUUAGAUGUGCUUUAGAAAGUCACGUAGGGGGAAAUGAAGAAAUCUAAUAUGAAAAGAGGAAAAAUCAAAAUACAUGAAAAGAGAAUCGGAUUCUAUUUGUACUGUAUCGGAGAUGAAUCUUGGCCAUUCCCGCCUUUCAACUCCCCUAGACUAGACUUUUGGGUCUUAUAACGAACUAAUUGAACCUUUCAAAUAUGUAUAAAGUAUUAAUUGAACGUGAGGAGACAGAGUAUGAACAAAUAAAAAAGAAGAGGAAAGAAAAUAAAAUUCUUUUCUUUUCCAUAUCUAUAUCCAUCCUUUACAUAUUUAUAUAUGUAUCCUCUUUAUCUUUACUUGUGUAUUUUACUCAUCUAUAAAUAGAGUAAAAAAUAUAUAUAGUUUAGUUAAAGGGUAUAUUUCCAGACAUCAUGAUGUAUCGGUAUUUUUCAUAAUCUAUUUUAUUAAUGAAUCUGUAGAAUAGAUACGCAUACAAAUUCAUGAUGUGCCAAGAACCAGAUUUGAACUGGUGACACGAGGAUUUUCAGUCCUCUGCUCUACCAACUGAGCUAUCCCGGCCAUUUCCGACACAUUAGACUUAUUUUCAUACCAGAUUUGAACCGGUAAUACGAGGAUUUUCAGUCCCCUGCUCUACUAACUGAUAACUGAGCGAUACCGGCCAUUUCCUUUCCGACACAUUAUACUUA